CAUUGUGCGCCGCCAACGCACUCUUCAGAGCCUGGACCACGUGUACUGUGUUGACUGUCAAAGUCUCAGUCCAAUUCCCGGAAGCGGUGAAUUCUAAGAUAAGUUUCUGCACCUGAGUGCCCACGGUGUCCGCGAAUCUCCAACCAUGAGCGCUCCGGGUGUGCUAUCCUUUACUCAGCAAGGUUGGGAGCAGGUGCUUGCCAAAAUGAAACGAGCUCUGGUCUACCUGGACGCCGCCUGCGCAGAGAGCCUGCACUGGGGCUGCGGAUCCACACGACUUCUGGAGGCAGUGGGGAGUCCUGUGUGUCACCUGCGGGAGUUUGAGCCAGAUGCGGCAGGCGGCGGAGCCGAGCAGCCCAAGGCGGUGUUCGUGUUGAGCUGCCUGCUGAAAGGCCGGACCGUGGAGACUCUACGCAAGAUCAUCCGCCGCAGUCAUUUUCAGUACUGUGUGGUGGUCACGGCCGUGAGCCACGCUGUCCACCUCACAGCUAACCAUGUACCGGCGGCGGCAGCAGCCGAACUGGAGGGGCAGCAUCCGGUGUUCGAGCAGCUGGAGGAGAAACUGUGUGAGUGGAUGGGCAACAUGAACUACACGGCGGAGGUGCUCCACGCCCCCUUGUUGCUUGCCCCUGUUGCUCCCCACCUUGCCUUGACUCCAUCCUUCGCUUCCCUUUUCCCAUUGCUACCCCAGGAUGUGCAUCUCCUUAACAGUGCCCGACCGGACAAGAGGAGGCUGGGAAGCCUGGCUGAGGUGGAUGCUACUGCCCUGACCCCUGAGCUGCUGCUGCAGAUCAGGUGCCUGGUGUCAGGCCUCAGUUCUCUGUGUGAGCACUUAGGGGUACGGGAGGAGUGUUUUGCUGUGGGUACGCUCAGUCGGAUCAUCGCUGCAGAUCUGGCCAAUUAUGCCCCUGCCAAGAACAGGAGAAAAACUGCUUCAGGCAGGGCAUCAGUGGUCUUUGUGGACAGAACACUGGAUCUCACAGGAGCAGUUGGACAUCAUGGAGACAACUUAGUAGAGAAGAUAAUUUCAGUGCUUCCCCAGCUUCCAGGCCACACAAACGAUGUGAUGGUCAACAUGGUAGAGCUCACUGCACUCCAGGCCAAGGACGAGAAUCACAAUGUGGUUGCACCAGGCUGUCUCGCACAAUCCAAUGACACCACAGCCAGAGCCCUCUGGGAAGCCUUACUGAGCACCAAGCACAAAGAGGCAGUGAUGGAAGUUCGGAGACAUCUAGUGGAAGCUGCAAGCAGAGAAAACCUGCCAAUCAAGAUGAGUAUGGGGAGAGUAACACCCGGGCAACUCACGUCCUAUAUCCAGCUCUUCAAGAACAACUACAAAGCUCUAAUGAAUCAUUGUGGUCUCCUACAGCUUGGGCUGGCCACAGUUCAAACUCUCAAACACCCGCAGACUGCCAAAUGGGACAACUUUCUGGCUUUUGAAAGACUCCUUCUCCAGAGCAUUGGGGAGUCAGCAAUGUCUAUCGUGUUAAAUCAGCUGCUGCCCAUGAUUAAGCCUUCUAGCCAGAGGACCAGUGAUGACUAUAGCCCUGAGGAGUUGUUGAUCCUCCUAAUAUACGUUUAUUCUAUCACUGGGGAAUUCACCGUGGAUAAAGACCUGGGCGAGGCUGAAGAAAAAGUGAAGAAGGCAUUGGCCCAGGUCUUUUGUGAGGAAUCUGAGUUGUCACCGUUGCUGCAAAAAAUCACAGGCUGUGACUCUUCGGUUAACCUGACACUGCACAAAUCUCGAGGUGUUGUGAAUGAGCUCAUGAGUUCACUUCGGGAUGUUGCUGGAGCUCGGGAGCUCAUGAAACAGUUCAAGUCUGUAUAUGUUCCUGGAAGUCACACCCACCAGGCCUCCUACAAGCCAUUGCUGAAGCAAGUAGUGGAGGAAAUAUUUAAUCCCGAGAGGCCAGAUCCCAUUGAUAUUGAACACAUGUCUUCAGGCCUCACUGAUCUCCUUAAAACUGGAUUUAGCAUGUUCAUGAAGGAGGAUUUUUACAUUUCUUCCUGCCAUCAGAAGCAACAUUCUCCUAAAAUGGGCUUUACCUCAGAACAUAUUUGGAACCAUCUCGGGCAGCACUGGGCUGCUGGACUUCUCUUCACUCAAAGCCCCAGAGUAACGCUCAUGAAGAAAUUAAUGCUCUGCAGCUUGAGACUAAUCUCAAAGGGAGGUUUUCAAGUACAGGCACGCAUCGCUUAACAUCUAGGAUACAUUCUGUGGAAUAGGACGUCACACAAACAGUUUAUCUAAGGUUCCAACAUAUUCUUCUGCUACCUUCACAGUAGCACUCACAGACUCACCAUUCGCUUUCACAUUAUGCAGUGAAAAAAUGAUUGAAGCACUUGAACCACCCAGAGCCAGCGCUAAAUCGGAUAUCGUAGGCUGGCCCUGCUUUUUCUUUAAGCAUCUCGAACAAGCUUCGUGCCCCUCAACAUGUUGAGAGGAAUUCACUUUUGCGUUUUGUCCUCAAUCCACGUCCUUCGCGGUUUCUCCACAUCUGAUACACGUAGGUCCCUCUCACAUUUUCAUCAGCCUUGUAGCUUUCAAUGGAGCUAAACCUUUAACAGCUUGGAGAAUUUUUUUCUUUGUUUUUGAGGUUACGUCCAUCCACUGCAUCCCAGUCUCCAGUCGGGGUUUCUGAACUGUAUUACAACCUUACGUGACUACAGACAUCUAUGUUAGUCAGUCGGUUGUUGCCUGACGAAACAUUAUGUGGCACGUGACUGUAAUGGUUUUAAGAAGAAGGAAUUUGUGUUCCCCCAACAGCUGUCAGGAUUCAUUCCUCAGCCCUCAGCUGCUGGGGCCUCUACUCUCAGUUGUCAGGAGGUAUCUCAUCUGUCUGCAGAGGGCUGGGGGAGUCACAGUGGGUUGGCCCCACCCUACCACCCAAGGGACAGUCUUUUUGUUUGAUUUCUAAGUGGACUUUGUUGGGUGGCUCUUCCUACCAUUCCACAGAGUUCAGCAAGGAAAGUUACCUCUGGCCAUGGGUUCAGGGUCUAAACAAAAUUGGGAUAAACUUAAAGAGGAAUAACCAGUGGGGCUUAAUUGUGUAAUGAAUUGUGUCCCCUAAAAUAUGUAUUGAAAUCCUAACCCCUAUACCUGUAAAGGUGAUCCUGUUUAGACAUAGGGUUUUUGUUGUUGUUGUUGUUAAGUUAAUGAGGUCAUACCAGUGUAGGGUGAGUUCUAAUGCUAAUCACUUCUAAGUUAUAAAAAGAGAAGAAUAGACACAGACAACACACAAGAGGAAGAUGAGUGCCAAGGAACACAAAGGACCACAGGCAGACGCCAGAAAGUGGGAGAGAAGCUCACAGAAGGAAUCCAGACAGCCUAGCCCCUGAUUUGGACCUUUAGCCCCCAGAACUGUGAGAGAAUAAAUUUCUGUUCUUUAAAGCCACCCACUUGUGGUAUUUCUGUUACAGCAGCACGAGGAAUCUAAGACAAGCUUUGAGGGAAGUAACUGUGAAGCCAUCAGGAGACGGUAUCUUAUACUCUGCUUUAAGGUGCAUGGAGAGAGGAGAAUACCAGAUGCAAAUGGAGUCUAAAUGGUCAUGGCCAUUUACUGUGUCUCUCUUGUUCUGUUUUCCAUUGUUCUCAUCACCUCAAAGCUAGACAGCUCGACCAUGGGGCAAGCCAAGCCGUUUCCAUCCAUUUAUGUAUUUAAUCCUCGCAACAACCCAAGGAGGGAGAGCCUAUCAUUAUCCCUGCUUCACUGAUGAGGAAACUGAGGCCCAGAAAGUUAAGCAGUAGGUGUGAACUUCCAGAAGGCUGGGAUUGGUUCUUACUCUCCUCUGUAUUCUCAAGUGUUUUUGAAAGAGCACACAGUAAAUGGUGACACCAGGAUUUGUCCCCACAUCAGCCUCAUUCCAAAGCCCAUGUUCUUAACCACCACAUUUUUUGACUCCAGGUUGCUGUCAGAGAUUUUCUUGGAAGUUAAAUAGUCAUAUAAAAUGAAUUCUGGCUUUCUUCAUGAUUACUCAUUAGCACUAACCACAGUGUCCCUUUCCGGUAUCUAUCCAGCUCAUCGAUAAAAUCCAUGCCUGGUACCUCUGGGAUCUGCUUCCCAGCCUUCUCUCUCAAAACUCACUGGUGCUGGGCCAGAAACAAACAAAAAGAUGAGCCUGAUGAGUCAAGGCAUCCCUGUGGGAUCCUCUCCAUGCUUAGAGUGCUGCGUACAGAGCACUUCCUUUAGCCAAAUGGGAACAUUCGAGAGGUGAGCUUCUGGUCUGUCCUGCUCUUUCUCAGGGCUCACAGAUGGCCUCCCAGGUGAUAUUGGCUCCAGGUCACCCAAAGACAUUUUAUGUAGGCUAUGCAGGGGGUGAGAGUAGAUGGAGAAGCAGUGAGAAAUGAGCUGGGAGACAGAGUCAGAAAAUAACCCCAUGAGGCCAGUGGUGGUUCAGUGGUAAAAGUCUUGCCUUCUUUGUGGGCGACCUGGGUUCAAUCCUGGGCAAUGCGCCUCAUGCACAGCCACCGCCCAUCUGUCAGUGCAGGCUUGCAUGUGGCUAUGAUGCUAAACAGAUUUUAGCAGAGCUUCUAGACUAAGACACUAGAAGAAAGGCCUGGCAAUCUACUUCCAAAAAUCUGCCAAUGGAUCACAAAAAAGAUGGUGCAGGACCAGUCAUUGAUUCAUUCUAUUGUCCUUGGGGUCACCGGAUGUCAGGGCUAGCUCAAUAGCAGCUAACAACAGAUAUCCCCACAGAAUGUACUGUGUGUGCCCUCACAAGGGGAUAAUAGAACAUAGGAUUUUCCAGGUCUCCUGUGCCUUCUUUAGGGUUCCAUGCCCCUUUGUGCAAACUUCUGUGGCAGUACUUGUGCAUUGUUUUGUAAUUAUGCAUAUUAGGUAUCUUCCUCCAGACUAGAAGUCCUUGGGUAAUACAGUUGGUUAAGUGCUCAACUACUAACCAAAAGAUUGGCAGUUAAAACCUACUCAGAGGUACCUCAGAAGAAAGGCCUGGCAAUCUUCUUUUCUAAUGAUCACAGCCUUGAAAACCCUAUUGAGCAGUUCUACUCCAUACACAUGAGUCACCAUGAGUCCGAAUUGACUUGAUGGAAACUAGUUUGGUUUGUGUGUGCUUUUCCAACUGCACAACCCGUUAGUGGGCCAAGAUAUCAGUGGACUGUAAUCAACAUUUUUAAUGGAAAGAAAAAAUAGAAUGGAUCAGAGUUUAUUGCAUCUAGAAUGGUGGAACAAAAGAAUCAAAACACACAUACAUACAUGUACAAUGUAUUUCUUACUCUUAAGUCACAGCAAAAAGAACCUGGAAGCUAUGGCUGUGAGAACCAGAGGGCUGGGCCUAGGUCUCGUUCUUUUCUGCAUCCGUAUCACCUGACCUUUGUGUAGGCUUUACCUACAGUACCAAACCAUAAACCAAGCCCAUUGCCAUCAAGUCAGCCCCUGCCUCAUGGUGACCACAUAUAUUGCAGAGUAGAAACGCUCCAUAGAGUUUUCUUGGCUGGCAUGUUAAUGGAAGCAGAUCACUAGGUCUUUUUUUCACAGUACCAGUAGGUGGGUUCAUCCUGCCAACCUUUAGGUUAGUAGUCCAGUGCAAAUUAUUUGUACCACCAGGGACCUAUUUACAUACAGUAGGACUCACUAAAAGGAGCCCUGGUGGUGCAAUGGUUAAGGGUUCAGCUGCUAACUGAAAGGUUGGUGGUUCGAACCCACCCAGCAGCUCCAUGGGAGAAAAAAACCUGGUGAUCUGCUCCUGUGAAGAUUACAGCCUAGGAAACCCUAUAGAGCAGUUCUACUCUGUCAUGUAGGGUCAUUAUGAGCCGGAAUCAACUCCACGGCACAUAACAACAACAGGACUCACCACAGAUUUGGAGGUGGUCAUGGGUGAACUGUUACAGCUUUUACUCACAAAGCAGAGCAUCUUCAAGUCUUUGGCUUCUCUUCCUGACUCUGCUGCCCUUAAGCCAAAGCGCCAUUUCAGCAAUUUCACACGAGAUGAAAAGCAGCAGCCAGAUCAGUCAACUUCAGUGACCCUCAAAGGAGUCCCUGACCCUCCUUUACAGCAGCUACUGAGCAAGGCAAGCUGGUCAUGAUUUCAUCAUUACGUGACACCGAAGAGCAGGGUCCACUUGCCGGGCAUUGAUGGAGCGGAGAUGGGUACCAGGGUGGAGAUGGGAACUUGCCUUGGCCAAGGGGUGAAUUAUCCAAAAGGCAAGGCAAGUACCAUGCUUACCAUUCCUGCUAGGGAUGUGAAAUUGAUCACUACAGACUGGUAAGCAAGCCCAUGCUUACCUUGCCUUCAGGGUCAUCCACCCCUGUCAAGGACUGGAAAUGUGAAAAAAGGCUUUGAUUCUGUAGGAAGGUGCUGUGGUUUUGGAAGAGAGACGGAUGCCACCCCUACCUAGAAGCAGAGUCUUUGAUGUGGCGAAAACGUAAAUUGUUCACUACGGAUUAAUAAGGAAGCACAAGUAAACCUGUGCUUACUUGCUUAUUGAAUAAUCUGCUCAUGGACCUUGGGCACAUCACUUAAUCUCUCUGGGCCUUAGUUCCUUGUCUGUAGAAUGGGAAUAAUAACAGUACCUACUUCAUCCGGCUCCAAUGGGAAUUGGAUGAGUUCAUGCACGUGAAGAAGCACUCAGAGUUAAUGCAUGUGAAGUGCCUGGCCUACAGUAAGUGGUGUGUUGCAUUCGCUGUUCUAUUUUUAGAAGCUUGUGUCCCCUGCCAGACUGUGACUCUUGAGAAAAGGGCUACUUUGAGUAUCUUUAAACCCCUGCACAUAGCAGUGCUCAGCUUUUGGUGCACACAGCUUAAUUGUCAGGUGAACAAAUGAAUAAAUAGAAGAGAAUAGACUCACUUGCCUCCCAACCAAAGAAGAUGCACGCAAGCAUUUAUUUCCUCUUUAACUCUUGAUUUGCUGUUGCCAGAGACCUGGGUGCAGACUUCUUCCGUUGAGCUUGUGUGUGGGAAGCCAUGUUUAUAGGCUGUGAUGUAUUUUACAGACCCCCAUUUUCUUCCACUGUGAGCUCAACCUGUUGACCUCCUCAGUUUGGAAGGGGGGGCAUGGAUUAUGGCUCCUGAGGCAAGCUGUAGGGAGCCAGUGAAAUUCAAUGCAUGUACCAAAGGAAGAGAAGAGAAGCCAGCAGGACCAGAUCCUGGCCACCCAGAACAUGGAGGCAGAGCCCAAAACAGCUCGGACCCCUGGCUCUGCCAGGGAGCAUUUCAGAAGCACAGCCCCCGAGGGCUGGGAGGGAGCGAGUGUUCAGCUUUGUGAAUGUUUGCUGAGGCGCCUCAAGCAGCCCUGGUGCUUUAGAGUAAUGGAAUGCAGAGGCAAUCUCAGCUCAGUGAGAAAAAGUUAAAA
Molecule: messenger RNA, 7308 nt
Organism: Loxodonta africana (African savanna elephant)
Lineage: Eukaryota; Metazoa; Chordata; Mammalia; Proboscidea; Elephantidae
Gene: SCFD2
Product: sec1 family domain containing 2
Exons: 8
Coding region: 146-2200 (684 amino acids)
Biological process (GO): vesicle-mediated transport; intracellular protein transport
Source: RefSeq, a predicted model, not a curated record